Molecule: messenger RNA, 1868 nt
Organism: Quercus lobata
Lineage: Eukaryota; Viridiplantae; Streptophyta; Magnoliopsida; Fagales; Fagaceae
Exons: 3
Coding region: 802-1638 (278 amino acids)
Source: RefSeq, a predicted model, not a curated record
ACUUCGUGAGUGUAUGCAUAUCAGCAUAUAUAUAAGGCUAAACACACUGUCAGAGCCGCAACAAAACAAACCCCAGCAGCGAAACACUUCAUAACACUCACGAGACAUAGCUCCAAUGCUAGAGAUGGAAGGACACCUUCAAAACUCUCCUAAACAAGGGUAUCCUGCUUACAGAGAGGAUGAAAACAUUGAAAAGUGUGUCUUGGGCCUUGGAACUACACUGGUUGCUACAAUUGAGGAAGCAAAAGAUAGGAUUUCUCAAAUAGAACAUAUAUUCUGCAGUUAGAUCUUCCCUACUUUCCAAUUGAAAUCCGAAAACCUGCAGAAUUUUUUUCCUGAGGGCAAGAAAGCCAGGGAAGAUGCAUGUAAAGAAAAGGAAAAUGAUCUUAUACUUCCAAUAGAAAGACUUCAACACAAAAAGCAACAAGCCCUUGAAGAGAACCAGUCUCUCAAGCUUGAAUGGGGUACUUGCCAAAAUUAAAAGUCAACUACUUGAGAUUGAUGGGCGAAUGGAAUUGCAGAAUAGGUUUGUGCAUUUGGUUCCUGAAAGCAACUCUGCUAUUGUAAAUAAGGGAAAACAACUUCUAGAGUAUGAAAAAGGACAAAAGAGCUUCUUGCCGAAGUGAAUGGCGAUAAGUGAAAAGUAAAUGAGCUCCAAGAUGAGCUUAGAAGAAGGACGAAAAAGUAGUAGAGGGGAAGAAGUUGGUGCAAACAUUAGCCAAAGAUAAUGAAUGGCUUAACUCUAAAUUUUCAGUUGAUUAUCAGCUGUGGAGAGAUAAUAAAAACGAGAAUAAUAUACUUAUGGCCGAAUUGGAACAUUUCAAAGAUAAAGCUGGUAGACUCCAAGAGGAGCUUCAGAAAAAGACUCAUGAGGUUGAGGAAGGAAGACAAUUACGAGCGCAAUCGCAGCAACAGAUUGUUUGGAAUGACACUGAAAUGUCAAAGAACAAACAGUGUUUGAAGGAGUAUGAGGAAGAUAAUAACCUGCCGAUGGACAAAAUAAUUGGUUUAAAAUUGAAAAAUAAUGAAUUGAUGGUAAAUCAUGGAGGUAAAAGUGGUGAGGUGGCAGAAGGAAGGGAUUCAAUAACUUCACCUGAUCAUGGAAACAAAGUUUCAGACACUUCUGAGGCUCCUUGUGACACAGCUGAAGUGAAUAACAUCUGUUUUAAUGGAAGCUUGGAGGAUGUGAAAGAAGCCAACUUAAUUCAAGCCACAAGCUCCGACUCUCCUACUUCUAGUUUCCUCAUUGAAUCAAAUUCUCCCUCCAAUGUAAAAUUUGGCACAUUUUCUGGCACAAAGCGGGCUGCACCCUGUUCGAGAGAUACAUGGUUCCUUCAAUGCCUUGUGGAAAAAGUUGACGAGCUCGAAGAUGAGCUUACAGGAAAGAAACAAAAAGUAGCCGAUGGAAAGGUGUUUGCACAAAAUUUAGUCAAAAGGAUUGAUUGGCUUCUCUCAAAAACUUCAGAUAAUCUACAUCUAUUGAGAGAGAAUAUAGAAGACAAGGAAUUACUUAUGUCCAAAUUGGAAUGCUUGGAAGAUAAAGUUGGUAUACUCCAACAGGAGCUUCAGAAGAAGAGUCAUGAGGUUGAGGAGGGAAGCAAAUUACAAAACCAAUUACUUAAAACAGGUUUUGGCUAACACUGAAAUGUCAAAGUACAAAGCGAAGUCGGAGGAAUGUGAGAGGUGCUUCAUGUGGAAACUAUAAUUAGUUUAGAAGGGAAAAGUAAUGAGUUGCAAGUAAAUCAUGGAGAAAGGAGUGAGGUAUAAACCUGUUAGCUUGGAUGAAUUUCAUUAUUAGACAUAUUGACUUGAUUUUGUGACCUAUAAUGUUAUGGCAUAGUAAUCAACUGCAAAUCUGAACUUUUAAC